AUGCCAGCAGAUAUACCCAAGUAAGUAUAGACCCAAAAUAGAUAACUUAAUUUGAUACUAACUAUAUUUAAGAUCAGUAAUUCAAAAAUUAAUGAUAUUUACUGCAUUAAUGAUUAUAUUACCCUUAGUUACAUUUUUCACAAUACAAUGGUUUACUUCAAAUAGUAUAAUAAGUGGUGGUUUAAGUGCCUUGAGUGCUAAUAUUGUAUUGAUUGGUUAUAUAGUAGUUGCAUUCAAAGAAGAUACUACUAAAUUAGAUGAAGAAUUGGAUGAAAGUAAAAAGGAGAAAUAG
Molecule: messenger RNA, 292 nt
Organism: Insectozyma verbasci
Lineage: Eukaryota; Fungi; Ascomycota; Pichiomycetes; Serinales; Debaryomycetaceae
Source: the annotation of a GenBank genome assembly